CAGGAAAUGUCGGAGACGCGCAGCGUGUCUCCUCAGCAGCUCCGGGAGAAGAAUGGGAGAGGGGAUAGAUGUGUGUAUGUAGAUGAGGCAACGUGUGAAAACAUGAGGGCAGUGGACAGUUCUUAACUAAAUUCAUCUUUAAAAAAAAAAAAAAAAGAUAAUUCCUCAUAUCAUACUAGAGGCUUUUCUCUCUCCCCCCCUCCCCCGAGGACAGGGAUAUUUGCUCCCUUUGGAGAACACAGGACAGCAGAGGACUCUCUUUGUGAAUCCCAUUUGACUGGGAUAAAAGCCUAGUCACAGUGUGGAGUGGUGGUUUCAUCAGACCUUUAACCUCAGCCGGAAGGAAAGAAAGCCACUUCAGAGAUGGAGCAGGUAUCCGAUGAUGAGUUGGACCAUGGAGCAGAGGAGGACAGUGAUAAGGAGGACCAGGACCUGGACAAGAUGUUUGGAGCCUGGCUGGGAGAGCUGGACAAGCUCACACAGAGUCUGGAUGAUGGCAGGCCACAGAAGACACUGCAGAAGCCUCCUCUCAGGCAAGAGACAAACAUGGCCAACUUCUCCUACCGCUUCUCAAUGUAUAACAUAAAUGAGGCACUGAACCAAGGAGACACAGUGGACCUGGAUGCCCUGAUGGCCGACCUGUGCUCCAUCGAACAGGAGCUCACUACCAUUUCCAAGCCAAAUUCCACCUCUCGUGGCCAGAGCAAAGGCCAGCAGAGGGUCCCGGGGCACAGUGUUAGCACCAAACACACAGGCACCAGUGGAGGGGGAAGCAGCGGAGGAAGCACCAGUAGCAGUGCCCGGGCAUCGCCAGCCAACACCAUACGAAGCGCCAGCGUCACUGCCCGCCCUGUGGCCUCCAACAUCUCCCUGGAUGACAUCACCUCUCAGCUGGAGAAAGCCUCUCUCAGUAUGGAUGAAGCAGCUCGCCAGACCUCCUCCUCUUCCUCAUCAUCCUCUUCCUCAUCAUCCUCUUUCUCCUCCACCACACUUCGACGGCCCUUGUCAGGCUCGUCCAGCGGUGGGCAGCACCGGAGGACAGGUUCUGUGGGUGCGGUCAGUGAGCAGGAAGCUGCAUCGCAGCGGUCCAGUGUAAAUUCAGCAUGUGCCUCAGCGUCCAGCAUGGACUCCCUGGACAUUGAUAAAGUGACGACAGGAGGAGAGGUGGAGGGCCAGAGCAGCUCGAGCACACAAGGGCAAAACCAGACCAGCACAGAGCAUGUCACACUGCGACGGGCCAAUGGCAAGUCAGCCAGACGGCAGCUUGACUUCACCUCACAAGAGGGUGAAGUGGAUCAGGCCACUCAUUCCUAUCUGGACCAAGAAACCUCGCUCAUUCUGAAAAGCAUAGCUGGAAAGCCUUCUCACCUCCUGACCAAGGAGGAACAAGCUGCCAAAUUGAAGGCAGAGAAGAUCCGAGUUGCCCUGGAAAAAAUCAAGGAGGCACAGGUCAAAAAGCUGGUGAUUAGGGUCCACAUGUCAGACGAGAGCUCCAAGACCAUGAUGGUGGAUGAGCGGCAGACAGUCAGGCAGGUGCUGGACAGCCUGCUGGAUAAGUCGCACUGUGGCUACAGCCCUGACUGGUCUCUAGUGGAAACCAUCACUGAACUACAGAUGGAGCGUAUUUUUGAGGAUCAUGAGAACUUGGUGGAAAAUCUAUUAAACUGGACCCGGGACAGCCACAACAAGCUUAUGUUCAUCGAACGCAUCGAGAAAUAUGCUCUUUUCAAGAACCCUCAGAAUUAUUUGUUGGGGCGGAAGGAGACCUCAGAAAUGGCUGACAGAAAUAAAGAGGCAUUACUAGAGGAGUGUUUCUGCGGUGGCACGGUGUCUGUGCCAGAGAUUGAAGGUGUCCUGUGGCUCAAAGAGGAUGGUAAGAAGUCGUGGAAGAAGCGUUACUUCCUCCUCAGGGCUUCAGGGAUCUACUACAUCCCAAAAGGCAAAGCCAAGGCGUCCAGAGAUCUCGUGUGCUUCCUGCAGUUGGACCAUGUCAAUGUGUAUUACGGCCAGGACUACCGCAGCAAAUACAAGUCUCCCACUGACUACUGCCUAGCCCUGAAGCAUCCACAAAUCCAGAAGAAGUCACAGUACAUUAAGUAUCUGUGCUGUGAUGAUGUCAGGACCCUGCACCAAUGGGUGAACGGAAUUCGCAUCGCCAAGUAUGGGAAGCAGCUAUAUGUGAACUAUCAGGAAGCCAUGAAGAGGACAGAGGCAGCCUACGAUUGGUCCUCUCUCUCUACCUCCAGCAUCCGCUCCGGCUCCAGCUCUGCCAGCAUACCUGAGUCCCAUUCUAAUCAUUCAGGCCACUCAGACAGUGGGGUGGACACAGGCUCCUCUCAUGGCCGGUCCCAGAGUGUUGUGAGCUCCAUUUUCUCUGAGGCCUGGAAGAGAGGUACCCAGAUCGAGGAAAACUCCAAGAUGAGAAUGGAGGCAUCCAGAGGGGCCACACUGCCGCAUGCUUCCCACAGUCAUCGGCAUCACAGCCAGCAUUCAGUUGACCACUCAGCCCUGACACCCCCACCGCAGCAGCAGCAUCCACCACAGCCUCAACACCCAUUAGUGCACACCCAAACUCCUGCGCCUGCCUUCAUUCCUCCAUCCCCAGCAGCUCCACAGACCAAUGCAGUAGUAUUUCCUCCCCCUCCUCCUCCCCCUCCACCCCCACCUGCACCAGCUCCUAUGAGCCAACCUGUUUACCCCAACGGGUUGAAGCAGGCACUGAAGGAAAGGUUUCCUAGCCCGCCACGGGACAUGCUGUUUCCAGACAAAGGCCUUGAGGCCUCUCCACCCCCUGCCCCUGCUCCACCACCCCCACCUCCUCCUCCUCCACCCCCACCACCACCACCUCCUCCUCCCCAGCAGUUCCCAGUGCCAGGCCAGUUUCCACCUCCUCCUGUGCUGCCACAAGUGCCACUCAAAAACUUGACCCCAAACUUUGUCUCUCAAACUGCCCCCAAACCCUUGUCACCUGUGUCUCCUUUCCCUCCUGCCCCACCUCCUGCUACCCUAGGGGGCCCAGCCCCACCACCACCACCACCACCACCUCCCCCACCUGCUCCCCUCAAGAAGCAGUUCAGCCUCCAGACAGGCCACACUUCUAGCCAUCCACCUCCAACUAUGCCUAAGCAGCACAGCCUUUCUAAGCCACCACCCAUUUCCACCGGAGCCCCACCCACCACAUCUUUGGUGAAACAACUUGCAAGUCAAUUUCCAGGAGCUUCAUCCCAAGUAGCCAAUCAUACAGAGAGCCCAAAAGCCCCCCGCUCUCCACCUGCAGUCAAGCCUAAACCAAAAUGGCAGCCUGGGGGAGGCCAGCAGCUACAGUCUCCAGAGUUCCCCCCUCCUCCUCCAGACAGCAACACUGGCUUUCCUGCCGCUCCCCCUCCUCCUCCACCACCACCACCUCCCCCAGCACCUAUCACAGGCCCGACACCACCACCUCCUCCCCUUCCACCUGACAACCUGGGCUCCCCUAUGAAGAGAUCACCACCUGGUUCCUGCAGUUUUGGAGGCAAGAAACCCCCUCCCACCCCACAGAGGAACUCUAGCGUCACGUCUAACACCUCAGCCUCCUAUGAGGAAUCCAGGAAGAACUUGCUCAGCAAGUUUGCUCCCCAGAGCAACACCUUGCCCUCAUCCCUGUGCCCCACCUCAUCUUCUAAUGGAUCCCCUUCCAAGGACCCAUCAGCUGGACCCCCUGCUCCCCCAAAACCAGGGAAGCUCAACCUAGCCAACCUGCCCUUGGCACUCCAGGCCAAAGUGAGCCAAGCAAAGCAGUCCAGUGGCGACUUCCCUUCCCCGCCACCUGAAUGCGCCUAUUUCCCACCUCCUCCUCCGGCCUCUGAGCUCUUCCCCCCUCCUCCACUUCCCAGUAGUGACACCCAUAGCGGAGGACCUCCUAGGGUAGCUGUAGUUAACCCCCAGCCCCAGGCUCCCCCUCCUCCACCACCUAUCUCCCUUGGUAGCAACUCAACAUGGGGAAAGAGCUCACUGAAAAAGACUCCUCCACCGACACUUGGGAGGCAUAGUAACACCACCCCAGAGCCCCCUCCACUUUCAUCACCUCCACCCACCUCCCAUAAGGGCAGCUCUGGUCAGCCCAAUUUCCUAGAGGAUCUCAACAAGACACUGAAGCGAAAGUCAGUGGGUCGCCAGGGUUCUCUCAACAAGUUGGACCCCGCGGGGACCAUGGAUGACAUGGCGCUACCUCCACCACCUCCUGAGCUGCUCCUGGACCAAGGAAAUCAAAGCAAUGGAGGAAAUGGUGGCUAUAUGUCUGGAAACAUCUCAGGCUAUGCAACACUACGACGAGGACCCCCGCCUGCACCACCCAAACGGGGGGACGCCACCAAACUUACUGGAGAGUGCUGAACUUGGAGAUCAGGUCAUAGUGAAAUGGAUGAACAGACAGUGAAACCAUAUGUGGACGUGAACCUUUGUUAGUGAACUGGGAGCAAAUUCCUGGACUCUUUCUGUCCUUUUGGGCUCAUAGUGGUAAAUUGAUGACUGUGUAUAUACUAAAAGCCAAACCAGACUAUUGUCAAUUAGUGUUUGCUAAUUAUUGCAUUUUUUAACUUCUUGCCAUUCUGGAUCAGUGUGGUUUACAAUACUGGGACACUUAGCUAAGUUUGAAGUCACAGGACAGUAAGAUGAGCUUAAUUUUCUCAGAUUGUCUAAACUCUCUAGAAUAUAUUGCAUUGUCCUGUAUAGUAAACCCCACCCAUCUGGUACACCGAGCAGAUUUAACUAAACAGUAAUAAAAAAUGUGCAAAUGUUUCCGGAUCCAGGUCUGAGCCAAACCAUGUAUCUGCUUUUUUGCCAUAAGUUUGUGCCACGUAUGGAGAUGAAAACAAGAGGCAAAAAUGCAUCAGGAUCUUCCUGCAUUGGUACUGCAUGGACCUCAUGUAACAACAAGCUGUAAAACACAGAGCUGUUCUGGUAUGUGUGCAUGUCUGUGAGAGAGAGAGAGAGAGAGAGAGAGAGAGAGAGAGAGA
Molecule: messenger RNA, 4994 nt
Organism: Monopterus albus (swamp eel)
Lineage: Eukaryota; Metazoa; Chordata; Actinopteri; Synbranchiformes; Synbranchidae
Gene: raph1b
Product: Ras association (RalGDS/AF-6) and pleckstrin homology domains 1b
Exons: 19
Coding region: 364-4371 (1335 amino acids)
Biological process (GO): signal transduction
Cellular component (GO): cytosol; plasma membrane
Source: RefSeq, a predicted model, not a curated record